ACCAAAAGAAGCUAUUACAUGAGCUUGGAGACGACAUUCAACCUCUCACAACAUGUAGCAAUGUAACAACACAAGAAAAUAAUCAGAACAUGAAGGAUGAACUAAAUAUAUUUAAUUUUCAAACCAUUGCUGCUGCUACAAACAAUUUCUCAACUACAAAUGUGCUGGGAAAGGGUGGUUUUGGUGUAGUUUAUAAGGUAAAACUGUGCUUAUGAUCUUUAUUGAUAGAAGUUGCGUAAGAAGCAAUUUUCAUAGAGUUUUCAUUUCAGGGAAUAUUACCUGGUGGGCAAGAAAUAGCAGUAAAGAGGCUCUCAAGAAAUUUUAACCAAGGAAUAGAAGAGUUUCAGAAUGAGGCUAAGCUCAUUGCAAAACUCCAGCAUACUAAUCUUGUUAGACUUUUAGGAUGUUCUCUUCAGGAAGAAGAAAGGAUUUUAGUCUAUGAGUACAUGCCUAACAAAAGCUUGGACUUCUUCAUUUUCGGUAGCUUUCUCCAGAAAUCAAGAUUUUUCAACUUGAGUUUCUCACUAAACACUAAUCUACUCAUUUUUUAUUUGUUGUUUUGUGAUAGAUUCUCACAAAAAGACACUAUUAAACUGGAAGAAACGGUUCGACAUAAUUGAAGGAAUUGCUCAAGGACUUAUUUAUCUACAUAAAUACUCAAGAUUAAGAGUGAUUCACAGAGACUUGAAAGCCAGCAACAUUUUACUAGAUGAUCAAAUGAAUCCAAAAAUAUCUGAUUUUGGUAUGGCUAGAAUCUUUGGGGUGAAUGAAUCUAUAGCAAAUACAAAUAGAAUUGUUGGGACAUAUGGCUAUAUGUCCCUGGAGUAUGCCAUAAAUGGUAUUGUCUCAAUAAAAACAGAUGUAUAUAGCUUUGGAGUUUUAGUAUUAGAGAUUGUGAGUGGCAAGAAGAACAGUGGUUGCUAUCACACAGAGCAUGCACUCAAUCUUGUAGGAUAUGCAUGGCAACUGUGGAAUGAAGGUAAAGGCUACGAGCUGAGAGAUCGAACAAUGGAUGAGUCUUGCUCUUCUGAUGAAGUACUGAGAUGCCUUCAUGUGGGUCUCUUGUGCAUACAAGACCAAGCAAUUGACAGACCCAAAAUGCCAGAAGUCAUAUCCAUGCUCACAAAUGAAACUAUGCUUCUACCUGCACCAAAACAACCAACGUUUUAUACCAAUGAUACUAUUGAAGAGCCAGAAAAUCCUGGAAAAAGCGUUGAAGAUUGUUACAUUAAUAAUGUAACAAUCUCCGUGAUGGAUGCUAGAUAAACUUAGUGGUAAUUUACUUAUCUAGUAUCAGUGCAAAGUAAAGGCAGACACACACCUAAGCAUUCAUCUGAUCUAAUCCAAAGAAUGAAUGCUUCCUUAACUCAUACUCAUGUAUAUCAUAUAUGCCAUUGCAAUUUAUCACAUUUUUGGGCUUCUGUGUAACUGGAGUAUCAAAUUAUUAAGGUUAUCAUAGAAGUGUUCUUCAAGAUAAUUCCCGGGGAUCAGU
Messenger RNA from Pistacia vera, 1492 nucleotides. Its product is annotated as cysteine-rich receptor-like protein kinase 10. The record is from RefSeq and is a predicted model, not a curated record. The coding region runs from base 718 to 1266 and encodes 182 amino acids. Gene Ontology annotation, molecular function: protein serine/threonine kinase activity; ATP binding. Lineage: Eukaryota; Viridiplantae; Streptophyta; Magnoliopsida; Sapindales; Anacardiaceae. The transcript is spliced from 3 exons. Gene Ontology annotation, biological process: protein phosphorylation.